Molecule: messenger RNA, 1590 nt
Organism: Drosophila elegans
Lineage: Eukaryota; Metazoa; Arthropoda; Insecta; Diptera; Drosophilidae
Exons: 2
Coding region: 294-1412 (372 amino acids)
Source: RefSeq, a predicted model, not a curated record
UCAGUCACUUUUCGUUACUUGCCACGACAGGACGUGUGUUCCUCUGCGAUCGCGUAAAGGAGAAGUUCUGACACUUAAAAUUUUGAUUCGCAACACUCGACUCUUUAUCACUCCUUUUUUUUACCGUGAAAAAAAAAAACAAAUUAUAAACAUUUUUUUUUUUAAACUGUGAAAAACGAAGCAAAUAUUCUACUUUGGAUACACAACAAGAUCGCGGAAAAUUCGCAACAAAACAAAACACAAUUAAAAAAGAACUCUUGGCUGCGACGAAGCGACAGACAGCAGCUGGCAAGAUGCUCAAGUGGGCUGUCAACCAGCCGCGAAACUCGUAUUUGGCCAAGGGAUCGGAAACAGGAUCGCUGGACCCGAAGGCCGAGGUGGUUGGCUCCAGCUACAGCGAGUUCCACGCCCUGCGCGGCAAGCUCAAGAUGAGGAGGAGUAUGGGCUUGGCCCAGGGCAAGGAGAACCAGCUGACCUCCACUCCGCUGCCGGCAGCCUGCACCCGCACGCCGCUGCUCAAGGAUCUCAGCAACAUCCUGGCCACUCCGCCAUCUGGAGGAGCAGCCUCUGGAGCUGCAUGCCAACCCCCCAAGUUCGCCUGCACCCUGCCCACCUUCGAGGCGGAGUACUCGCCCAACGCCGCCGUCAUCCCUGGCUCCCUGAUCGCCCUGCGCGGCGUGGGCAUCCCGGACAGCUACUUCGAGAAGCCACGCUACCUGGAGCAGAAGCCACUGCCUCAACCAGCUCCUCCUGCCACCGCCUGCCAACAGACCACACUCAGCUCCAGCCAGAUGGGAGAUGUGACCCUGGAGCGCAUGAUCGAUGCCAUCCUGGAGAGCAACCGCAAGGUGCCGCAUCUGCGCCAGCCCAGGCAGCAUCUCCGCCAGCGGCACAGGCAGCAGGUGCUCCGGAACAGCCACGCCCAGUUGCAGACCCACUCGCCCACCUACCGCCCCGCCUUCGAUCCGGCAAGCGAUCUGUGCGAGUACUGGAAGUCGCCCUCGCGGAGGGAUUCCCUGCCAGCCGAUGGCUUCGAGGAGCGGGAGGUGCGCUCCCCACUGCCACUGCCCACUAAUGCCAAUGCCAUCCAAUCCCAGGGCAAGCGGCACUCCCUGCAGCUCCGCAGGCAGCGGGUGGUGCGGCGCAAGAGGAAGAUCACCACAAAGAUCUCCUCCAGCGUCAGGCAGUCGGCGCAGAAGCUGCUGGCCGCGGCCAGGUCCGGAUCCGGAGUGCCCGGCCACCGGUCCGCCGCCCAGAAGAGGCGCCACAUCAGCCCGGACAGUGGGCACAACUCCACCAGCGACUUCGAGGAGGAGCUGGUGGCCAGGGGAUCCUGCGCCGCUCUGGCGGAGGCGGUCACCAAGAGACGCCUCAGCUUCUCCUUCGCCGAGGAUCUGUUCGUGGAGAAGUGACGCACCGGGGCGACACUUUUAAUGUUACUUUUUGACUACUGUUCGGUUACAAUUAAAUCCUUUUUUUUUGUGUGGCUAAAAGCGCAGCAUGGCCUUGGAAUCCGUAUGUUGAAACAGAUCCUAUAACUAUCUAAGAAUCCCUUUUUUUUGACAAAUAAAACACUGAUUUAAGAAACAA